ACAUAAAAAUAUAUCUACUUUACCCCUCUCUCUCUCUCUCUCCCUUCCCAUUUCUGACUUUGAAACCACGCAUCCCUUCCAUCCAUCCCACACCCUAAUUCUCCUCUGAAGCAAAGAUGAUGCAUACGACUCUUCACUGGAGCAACCAAGUUACCCUCCUGUUCGACUCAUGGAACACCAAAUCCUGGCCCACUUACGCCCUCGCCUUGCUCAUCUGCUUCCUCGUCGCCGUAUUCUACCAGCGCCUUGAAGCUAUGCGCCUCCACCUCAAAUCCGCCGCGAAUCCAUCUCCUCCUUCACUGAACACGCCGCUGAUCGUCCCGAAACUCGGCCGGAAUUGGAAGAUCAGGCUUGGGUUAGCGGCGCUGUUCGGAUUAAACUCGGGGAUCGGGUACCUGAUUAUGCUGGCCAUCAUGUCGUACAACGGCGGGGUAUUGUUGGCCGUAGUGUUGGGAUUGACGGUUGGGUACUUUGUAUUUAGGAGUGAGGAUUUUAGCGAGGGCGAGGAUUCUUUCGUCGCUGCUGAAACCAAUAAUUCAUGUGCUUGUUCUUGAUUCUCUCCUCUCCCACACUCUUUUUGCUCCCUUUACUUUUUUUGUCUUUCAAGAUAUCUUCGUAUUGUAAGUUGUAACAUACGGUUUGUAUUUUCAAUUUUAAGUUAUAUGUUUCAUCGUCAA
Messenger RNA from Sesamum indicum (sesame), 677 nucleotides. RefSeq names its product copper transporter 5.1-like. Gene Ontology annotation, molecular function: copper ion transmembrane transporter activity. The record is from RefSeq and is a predicted model, not a curated record. Lineage: Eukaryota; Viridiplantae; Streptophyta; Magnoliopsida; Lamiales; Pedaliaceae. Gene Ontology annotation, cellular component: plasma membrane. Gene Ontology annotation, biological process: copper ion transmembrane transport.